Molecule: messenger RNA, 1455 nt
Organism: Bolinopsis microptera
Lineage: Eukaryota; Metazoa; Ctenophora; Tentaculata; Lobata; Bolinopsidae
Product: potassium voltage-gated channel subfamily A member 7-like
Exons: 2
Coding region: 1-1455 (484 amino acids)
Biological process (GO): protein homooligomerization; potassium ion transmembrane transport
Cellular component (GO): voltage-gated potassium channel complex; membrane
Molecular function (GO): voltage-gated potassium channel activity
Source: RefSeq, a predicted model, not a curated record
AUGACAGAACCUACUAAACCUACUAAUCCUGCUUCUCUCUUUCUAAAAGCAGGCUCACUCUACCCUACCACAGACACUCUGAACAGUCCCCUCAAUCUAAAAGGACUCUUAACAAGAUCUCAUAACGAAACUCCAGGGGAGUUUGGUGGUAACCAGGGUAACCAGACAUUUAGUGGUAACCAGGGUAACCAGACAUUUAGUGGUAACCAGAUAGAGAACGCUCUUUCUAAACUAGUGGAUAAGGUUGACGACACUUCAAUAACAGUUGAUAUCAGCGGGAAGGUAUAUGAAAUAUUGAACUCCCAACUGUUUAUGAAUCCUGAUUCUCUGCUAGCCUCGUCAGAAAGAGAGCGUUACUUGGAUCAGGAGACUGGUCACUACUUCUUCGACAGAAACAGACAAGCGUUUGAGUUGGUUCUGGAAUACUACCAGAAUGGGGGGAAGCUGCGAACACCCAAUUACCUCGGUGAGAAGCUGCUAAACGAGGAGUACAUGUUCUUUGGACUGAUCUACAACGAGUCCAGCUCAUCCGAGGAAGACUACGAAACUGAAGACACUGACAGUUCUGGUAGGAGAGAUGGUUUAGGAAACAGACUGAACAACUUUCUAAACGACCCCGCUUCCUCCAGAGGCGCUAAAGCGUGGAUGAUAACGGACGUGUGUCUCAUUCUGUUCUCCAUGGCUCACUUUAUCCUGGACACAAGACAGGAUGUAUUCUCUGCUGGGGAGUACGAGGACCAUGAGCAGAUAGAACUUGUUUGUGAGGUUAUAAACAUUGUGAGUGUAGGUUUCUUCUCUAUAGAUCUGCUAGCUAGGUUCCUAGUGGCCCCUUGUAAACUACACUUCUUCAAGCAACUCACUAACUGGUUCGAUCUGAUAGCUAUAAUCCCCUUCUAUAUAGACGGUAUGAUGGAGUCUGUGGGUAUAGACGCUCUCAAGUUCAAGAUAUUCCAGCUGUUCCGUAUUGCACGUGUUGCUCGGGUCCUUAAGGUGAUCAAGCGGUCCCGGCGGCUCUUAGUGAUAGGCAUGAUACUGUACGAGUGUUUGAACGAGUUGGCUAUGUUGUUUAUUUUCUGGGCAAUGGGUGUGUUUUUCUCAGGGUCCCUCAUGUACUUCUGUGAGAACUCAGUGGAGAACACAGCCUUCCUCUCCAUCCUCUCCUCCUGCUGGUGGAGUGUGGUUACCAUGUCAACACUUGGUUACGGAGACAUGGUUCCUAAUACUCUGCUCGGUAAACUACUCGGAGCUAUCAUCAUCUUCGCUUCUACUGUCUUCAUGGCGGUUCCCAUGACAAUAAUAGUCACUAAGUUUGGGGAGUGCUAUGAGAAAAUGAAGAAGGAAAUGGGGGUGCCGAAAGAGACUGAUUGGAGAGAAAAGCGCUUGAAUAGGAGAGCACAGAGGAAUAAGUGUUGCACGUGCAAAUGCGUUCGGAUUGGGAACUGCACGGUGUGUUGA